AAUUUGCUCGGUUAGUCGGUUGGGAGUCAACGUGCAAACAUGGCCGCAAGUUCACGAGAUAUCAUUGUCAAAGAAGAAGAGGAACAAGAUGAUACCCUAGACUAUUCAGAAGACAGUCUUCGUCAAAAAACGACCGUAACUGCCAUUGGAAAAGUUAAAACCUUUGCAGGUCUUGAGGUGGUUGAGUGGAUAUUUCUUACCAUUUCAGUCAUAAAUGUGCUUGUUGCAAUUGGACUCACCAUAGACAGAUUAGUGGAGCUUGAGAAAAACAAACCAGACUACACCUUUGCCAUCAUCCUCUUCAUUAACAUAAUUUUCUGUUUCUUCUAUGCUGUCCAUGGAAUAUUGAGAGAGAGAGAAUUUGAAUUGUAUGCUUAUAUUGCGGGUAUUGUUGUUCUUCUGAGCUAUAUUUGUAUUGAUCUCAUUGUCAACGAGAAAAAAAAAAGGACUACUCUGAAAUGGAUCAGGUUUGGAGCAAUUUUAGUCCUUGGCCCUCCAAACAUUUAUUUUGGCUUCAGAGUUGCUCGGGAUUUUGGUUUUUUAGCCUUCAAGGUGGUGGGAGCCUCAGAAUCAUUACACAGGAUGUACAGAUAUGCGGGAAUGUUUUCCUGUCUUCUGAAAUUUGACCUUCAACUUGCGGUUAGCCUGGCCAUUUUUGUGAUCUACAAUGUGAAAGAUCUUGUUGUUGGGGAUAAAAUUACAGUGGGUGUUGGUAUCCCGCUCCAGUUAGCUUGGAGCAUCUUGGGUUGGUUUGCGAUGAGAAAAGAACGAAUGAUACUAGUGCAGUUCUUCAUCCCUCUAAGCUUUGUGGAACCUUGCUACUUAAUCUACAAAAUAUAUAAGGUGGCAAACAAAUGGGAUGAUGUCACUGCUUGUGGUAAAGAUGUUCUUGUUUACUCUUUCUUGGGGGCAGCUUCAUUGGCAUUUAUUGUGCGAGUGCUGGUUUUGGUCGCUCUGAACUUUGUUGUGAACAACUUUGGAAAAGGACUGAAAGAGAUUGUGUUUAACCUGUCAGUGACAGGAGAUGAGUCUCCAAUGUUUCCAAGAAAAAGAAAGACAGCAAAGUGUUGUGGAAUAGUUUUCUGUGGGCCAUUUGGAUGAGAAACUAAGAUGGGAAUUCCUUGCAAAGGACAAGAAAACUUCAUUUAACCCUUUAACUCACAUGAGUGACCAAAACAGAAUUUCUCCUUACAAUAUCAAUACAAUAUCAACCAGAUAAGUGAUGAGAAUAAAGGAAAAUAUCAAUUUAAGGAUAAUUAAGUGAUAUAAUACUAAAUUCUCUGAACUAACCCCAUAAGAAUUGUAUGGUUGACUGUAAGGAGAAUGACAAAUUUGAUCUGGGAGUUAAAGGGCUAAUUAGUAUUAAUAAUAGAGAUGUAGCUUGUAAACUCAUGGAGUGUAAUUUAAAUUUUACCCUGCAAGCCUUAAGCUUGUAUCACCCAUGCUUGUGACAAGACAAAAAAAAUCUCUCUAUUUCUUUAUCAAUCUCAAAACUGACCAUCUCUCUUAUUCUCUUUACAAACAUGACGAUAUCAACAUUGCUUAUCUUAGCAGUAUGCAGGACAUGUGUCUAUUACUUCUUAACAGGCCUCAAUCAUCAUAGUCUCUGUGGCUCGGUGGUAGAGCAUCAGAAUGUGGAAUCUGAAGGUCUGAGGUUCAAUUCCUCAUGGGGACUCAGAUUCUUGUCGUGACAAGAUGAAAAAACAUCUUUCUCUAUUUCUUACCAAGCUCAAAACUUACCAUCUCACUUAUUCUAUUUACGAGCCUUAAGCUGUGAAAGUAUAAAAAAAACCAACUUGUCAGAGUAGGGUUCACUUUGUGUAGAGUUAUGAAAAUUUAACAUUUUUUAUUCAAAACCUUUGUCCAAUUGGAUUGGUGGUUAAUACUCUUGAAAUUCAACUUUAGAUGGUACUCAGUAUUCAUAUACCACUGAUCAUAUAUCCUAUUUAACAGUAUUAAUUAGUUGAUUAGAAGGAAUUCAAUCUUAGUUACCCCUUGAGUUUCUGUUUUGGUAAUUAAGUUCAGCUCCCAGCAUGUAGAGCAGCUUUUUAAUGCUCAAUCAUUCUAAACUGAUCAUGCUUGUAAUGCAAAGGUAUUAAAAUACCAACUAGUCAGAGUAGAGUACACUUUGUGUAGGGUUAUAAAAAUUUAACUUUUUUCAUUCAAGACCUUUGUCAAAUUGGAUAGGUGGUUAAUACUGUUGAAAUUCAACUUUAGAUGGUACUCAGUAUUCAUAUGUCACUGAUCAUAU
Molecule: messenger RNA, 2251 nt
Organism: Pocillopora damicornis (cauliflower coral)
Lineage: Eukaryota; Metazoa; Cnidaria; Anthozoa; Scleractinia; Pocilloporidae
Source: RefSeq, a predicted model, not a curated record